Paramuricea clavata is the source of this 438-nucleotide messenger RNA. The record is from the annotation of a GenBank genome assembly. NCBI's taxonomy places the organism in Eukaryota, Metazoa, Cnidaria, Anthozoa, Malacalcyonacea, Plexauridae.
AUGGAUCACUUAUCUGUACCACACCACAUUUGUGCCUUAACUACAGAAGGAAAAUCAAACAAUGAACCAGUCUCUGCAAAAUCAAUCAUAGUGCCAGUAGCAUCUCUCCCUGCAAAUGAGAGCAGCAAUUCUACAAUUACAGCCACCGAAACUGGUAAAACAGCGUGUAAAAAUCUUCAAGAUCCAAUAUCUCCAACUGAAAUUGAGUCAGAUUUAGAUGAGCCAAGUGUAGAUGAUCAGCCAAAUUUAUCUGCUUACAAGAAACAGAGUACGCCUUUGCAAAGUGGUAUAGAAGGGUACAUAAACAUAUCAAAACCAGAUUUCGAAGCAAAAAUGCUAGAAAUGGUUGAAAGCAUUAGCAGAAAAGUGGACAGACUAAGCAUUUCAUCAGGUUUCGUCAGCACAGGCAGGGUUAUCAUCCUCCGGGUCAACACCUGA